Messenger RNA from Panicum virgatum (switchgrass), 1110 nucleotides. Its product is annotated as transcription factor bHLH167-like. The transcript is spliced from 3 exons. Bases 235 to 918 code for a protein of 227 amino acids. Gene Ontology annotation, molecular function: DNA-binding transcription factor activity, RNA polymerase II-specific; protein dimerization activity; RNA polymerase II transcription regulatory region sequence-specific DNA binding. Gene Ontology annotation, cellular component: RNA polymerase II transcription regulator complex. The record is from RefSeq and is a predicted model, not a curated record. Gene Ontology annotation, biological process: regulation of transcription by RNA polymerase II. NCBI's taxonomy places the organism in Eukaryota, Viridiplantae, Streptophyta, Magnoliopsida, Poales, Poaceae.
UUCGACAUGUAUGUCACAGCUCAUGUUUUAUAUAUGCCUGCAGCCUGCUCCAUUAUUCUGAACAAUGACCUGCGCCUCUCUGCAUGCAUGUGCCAGCCAGUUAAAUUUGCCGGCUUUUAAUUUUGAGACCAAGUGGCCAUUUUCGCCUCUCCUUAGUUCUCAUCUCAGUGGUGCCAUGGCACAGAUCUAGAGCGAGCGAGAGGGGCUGAGCUUGAGAGGGUUUGGAAGGGAUCGAUGGAGAUGGGCGCGAAGAAGAGCAGGAGCAGCAGCGAUACUGCAACGGCAGGUAAGAGAAGCAGCACGCGGAGCAACAACAGCGGCAGCAGCGGCACAACGACGCCGGCGGUGGAGAGGAAGGAGAUCGAGAGGAAGAGGCGGCAGCAAAUGAAGAGCCUCUGCGUCAAGCUCGCCUCCCUCAUCCCCAAAGAAGAUUGCUCCAGGGACGCUAUGACUCAGCUGGGUAGCUUGGACGUAGCGGCGGCGUACAUCAAGAAGCUCAAGGAAAGGGUAGACGAGCUGCAGCAGAAGAGGAGCUCUGCGCAGCUCAUGGCCGCUGGCACCAGCGGAGGAGGAGGAGGAGGUAGCGUCGCCUCAACAUCGAUGGCGACGGCGGCAGCGAGUGGCGGCGCGAGGUCGGAAGAAGACGCCGCCGAGGAGGCCGCGGAGGCACCGGUGGUGGAGGUUGUGCACCACCAUGACGGGUCGAGCCUGGACGUGGUGCUCAUCAGCAGCGUGGAGCGGCCGUUCAAGCUGCACGAGGUGGUCACAGUGCUGGAGGAAGAAGGCGCCGAGAUCAUCAACGCCAACCUCUCCGUCGCCAGCCGCAAAAUCUUUCACACCAUCCACUGCCGGGCCUUUAGCCCAAGAAUCGGCAUAGAGGUUUCAAGAGUUUCUGAAAGACUAAGAGCAAUGGUAUGAUAUGGUAUAGAUAUUGCAAAUUUACAAAACCAACAGAGCUCUAUUUAUUACCCAAGAUUUUUCCAUGUCUAUGGUCGUCCAACACGAUGUUCAAAUAAAUAUGUCUAGUUAUACCAUGCAAAUUUUUCAAAAGCUUGUUGUUUGUUUUAGCCCGAAGAAAAAAUACAAGCUUGAUUGCUAUAGUUUUUUUUC